Pantherophis guttatus is the source of this 4230-nucleotide messenger RNA. RefSeq names its product potassium inwardly rectifying channel subfamily J member 5 (gene KCNJ5). Gene Ontology annotation, biological process: potassium ion import across plasma membrane; regulation of monoatomic ion transmembrane transport. Gene Ontology annotation, cellular component: plasma membrane. Lineage: Eukaryota; Metazoa; Chordata; Lepidosauria; Squamata; Colubridae. Gene Ontology annotation, molecular function: G-protein activated inward rectifier potassium channel activity. The record is from RefSeq and is a predicted model, not a curated record.
AGAGAGAAUAUUUUUGAAUUGGCUUCUACUAAAUCAAAGCUUGUUUACCGAUUAAUUAAUUUGACAAAUAUCCCGCCUUCCCGUGAAGCGAGCUGCGUAAUAGAUCACUACUAAUAACCCGAGAAAAAUACAAGUUGGCAUUUUAUAAAGUUGGCACGAUAACUUAACAUUCAGUUCCGUGCAUGCGUUUCAGAAGGGAGAUCGAGGCAGUGGUGGGAUUCAAGUAAUUUAACAACUGGUUCUCUGCCCUAAUUAUUUCUUCCAACAACCAGUGUGCCAAACUGCUCAGAAAGUUAACAACCGGUUCUCCCGAAGUGGUGCGAACUGGCUGAAUCCCACCACUGGAUCCAGGGCAUCAUAAACCUGUGAACAUAAUUCAGCUGAUGUCUCAGAGUCACCAACUAUGGUCAAACAAAUCAAACCAUAUUAUGGUUCACCGUGAAGGCCAUGUGGAUCUCCCUAUUUCAACCUCAUCUACUAAGUGGAGUUACUAUUAUAUUACUCUGUAGGUAAGGAAGCUUUUCUCCUUGGUAAUUGGGCACGUGCUUAAAGGACUUAAUUUAUAAGUGGGAAACUUGCAAUCUUGCAGAGGUUACGGAAGUAGAAUUCUUAACAUUGUUCCCUACAGGUGGUCCUUGACAUAUGGCCAACAUGUCAGGGGUGCUGCAGCAGCCAUAACUUCAGGACAGAAUCAUAAGUUCCAGAGGAGGAUCUACAGUAACUUCAAAUGGCUGCAAUCAAUUGCUAACCGCUGAAGGGAGGCUAAGGAAGGAAUGAUCACAUUAAGUCUACUUAGAACAUUAAUGACUCGGACAAGCUUCAAAUUCAGGAGUUUAAGAGUCCAAGCCAAUAUCCUAUGUCUUGUAUCACACUUCCUCUCCUGUUGAGCCCAACCAUGGCCGGAGAUUCAAGGAUCUUCAUGAAUCAAGAUAUGGAAAUUGGUGUCAGCCCCAGAGAGCAAAAGAAGAUUCCCAAACAAGCCCGGGAUGAUGUCCCAAUUGCCACAGAUCGAACACGUCUUUUGGUAGCUGAAAUCAAGAAACCACGCCAGAGAUACAUGGAAAAAACGGGCAAGUGCAACGUUCAUCACGGAAAUGUCCAGGAAACCUACCGAUAUCUCAGUGAUCUUUUCACCACUUUGGUGGAUCUCAAGUGGCGCUUUAAUCUGCUUGUGUUUACCAUGGUUUACACCAUCACUUGGUUGUUUUUUGGUUUCAUUUGGUGGCUCAUUGCCUACAUCCGGGGAGAUUUAGACCAUGCGGAAGAUGAAGAUUGGAUCCCUUGCGUUGACAACCUCAGUGGGUUUGUCUCUGCCUUUCUGUUCUCCAUUGAGACCGAGACCACCAUUGGUUAUGGCCAUAGGGUGAUCACUGAAAAAUGUCCUGAGGGUAUCAUAUUGCUUUUGGUCCAAGCAAUCCUGGGCUCCAUAGUCAAUGCUUUCAUGGUGGGGUGCAUGUUUGUGAAGAUCAGCCAACCAAAGAAGAGGGCAGAGACCCUCAUGUUCUCUAACAACGCUGUGAUUUCGAUGCGGGAUGAGAAAUUGUGUCUCAUGUUCCGAGUUGGAGAUCUAAGGAAUUCCCACAUUGUAGAGGCAUCUAUUCGAGCCAAGAUGAUUAAAUCCAAACAGACCAAAGAAGGGGAAUUCAUCCCCUUGAACCAAACGGACAUCAAUGUGGGAUUUGACACAGGAGAUGACAGGCUGUUUUUGGUAUCCCCGCUCAUCAUUUCGCAUGAGAUUAACGAGAAGAGUCCCUUUUGGGAGAUGUCCCGUGCCCGGCUGGAGAAGGAAGAGUUUGAAAUUGUCGUCAUUUUGGAAGGCAUGGUGGAAGCAACAGGGAUGACUUGCCAGGCUCGGAGCUCCUACAUGGACAAAGAAGUGCUUUGGGGGCAUCGUUUCACCCCUGUCCUUACCCUAGAGAAGGACUUUUAUGAGGUUGACUACAACAGUUUCCACAAUACCUACGAAACCAACACACCUUCUUGCUGUGCCAAAGAACUGGCUGAGUCUUUCAAAGAAGGACGGCUUCUCAGCCACCUCUCUACCACCAACCUCCUGAAUGGCGAGGAAAACGAAGAAGCAGAAGUGGAGAAAGAACAGCGGGAAGGGAUGGAGAAAGAAGACAACAGGAACGACGGCCUAGAGGCAAUUGAACUGAAUGGAAACAAUGGCACCACAGGGGAAAUGAAGGAGAGCCUGUUUUUAAAACAUUGAGACUUGAGAAUGAUCGAAAAUUCAGAUUCCCUUGCCACCGAGGAGGCAGAAGAAGAAGAAGAAAUGGGACAACCUAAGUCUAGAGCAGUGAUGGCUAACCUUUUUGCUGCCGCGUGCGAAAAGCGGGGGGAGCACGAGGGGGUCACGUGUGCGCAUGUCCAUACUCAUAAUUCAAUGCACCCCACCCCCCACACACAUGCACGCAUGAUCCCCCCGCUCUUCCCCCACUUUUAGAAUGGAAUGCCACGGUGGGCCCGGUAGGCCUGUUUUUCACCCUCCCCAGGCUCCAGAAGCUUUCUAGGAUCCUGGGGAGGGUGAAAACAGCCUUCCCUACCCCCUCGGAGGCCCUCCAGAGGCCAGAAACAUCCCAUUUCCCAAUUUACAGUGGGCUUGGAAGUCCCGAAAAUCAGCUGGCCGGUGCACGCAUGCGUGCUGGAGCUGAGCUAGGGCAACGCUCACGUGCCCACAGAUAUGGUUCCACGUGCCACCUGUGACACGUGUGCCAUAGGUUUGCCAUCACGGGUCUAGAGGAUAAUGUUCUCACUCGCUUGGAUAUUAUUGGAUUGAGCUGUACCCCUCCAUAUAAUUUGCUUUUCUCCAACUCCGUUCCGGAGAUUACUAUAAGGAUUUUACUCACUGUUUUGAGGACACGUGAAAACUAACCAACUUAAGGAAAUAUAAUGGAAGCGUAGAUGAUCACAUAUCUUGAAGCUUGUUAGUUUUUCUUUUUCUUGCAACAUGCAUCUUCUGCGCAUUUUGAAAGGAGGAAGGGAAAUAUGAUGGAACAAAUAUAGUUAUGAGGGGUUUCUUUUCUCCCCCUUCCUUGAUUUAUUGGAAAUGCUAAUUGAUGAAUAAAAAGAGGAAAAGGAUCAUGGGAGUCGGGAACAGGCCUUCUGUAUUUGGCCAAAUGUCUGUUGUAAACUUUCUAUGUGAUGGGAUAUAGAUGUGAUUGUUUAUCUUUGAGGGUUCUUUCUACUGCGAAUUCAGCUAAAAUACGAAGGAAUAUCAUUUAGUGGAGGAAAGGAACUCAUUUGCUGAUCUGAAGUAGGAGGGGAUUAGUUUUCCUGUUAUGAUUUUUGUGAGAGUUAAACAAGAACAACUCAUAUAGUAGCUUCAAAUGAAUAAGGAACUCAACUGGCUAACUGGUUUUGGGUUCUAAAGCUGGGGUCUCCAACCUUGGCAACUUUAAGCCUGGAGGACUUCAACUCCCAGAUUUCUGGGAGUUGAAGUCCACCAGGCUUAAAGUUGUCAACUUUGGAGAGCCCUGUUCUAAAGGACAUUUUAAAGCAGGUUUUUUUUGUUUUUUUUUUACUUCUCAGAUUUCUAUCCUGCCUUAACCCCUGGUAUUCAAGCUAGCAUCCAUAACAUGUCCUCCUUCAACAAUUCCACUGAUACUUUCAUCUACCUUCUGGGUUAGUUUAUGAGAGAUAGAGUUUAGGUUCCAAACUCCCAAAGCCACUGAAGCUGGACCUGAACCACCAAAGGAAGGUUUAAAUGUUGGCAUGAAAUUAUCAAGCCUAGUUUCCAAGAUUUAUAUUUUAUUAUAGUCAUUAAAAUGUCAACACAAAUAAAUAUAAUUCAUGUUAGGUUUAUUCAUCAUAUCUACAGUAUGUUGGCCAGAUUGUCAGAGCACUGCAUCAUAAAGAGGAAGGGAGCAGCUGUCUUAAGAAAGCAUAAGAUUGAUAUAAGACUUAAGAUAUAAUCAAUUUAUUUUUAGUUCAUUCAGGAUAAGACACAUAAUCAGAUUCUAAGCAAUUAUUGGGGGUUGGAUAGGAAAAAUCUGAAAUGAUGGGAACUAGAAGACUAGAAUAAAAAGGUGAAAGACCUGAACAGCAACAUACACAUUGCACCAUCUGUUCCUCAAAUGCUGUUAAAAAAAUCCCCAACUGUUUUGAUGCAAUUUCUUCCUUGCAUUUGUCAAUAGACCGUAUGGUACAUGGCCCUUUUACAGCAAAGAUUUUGAAGUGGGGAGUCCUUGCAGUUACUUUGUAAAAAUAAAGACUGAACUGGACUUUGAA